GCCCAGAAGAGUUCCACAUGCCAUCACUCUCACCGGGUGGAGGAGAGAGGAAUUAAGAUGGCGAAACACACGUUAUUUAGAACAAGUUUGCGAGUGGAAGAAAAGCCCAGAGCGCUCACUCUGUCACGCAGUGGAGCUGAGGACAGGGACAGGCACCAGCAGCCUCCAUUUCGCAGGAAACAUCCUACAGCUGAAACCCCGCAGAUAAGGAUUUUAUCGGGGCGGGGGAGGCACCUUACCCCCUACCUGCCGCUCCGCUACUCUCGCUGCCACACAGAGGCAGCGCGCCCCGGCCCAGCUCUCCCGACCUCCUUCCCACCUCCCGCUCCCCACGAGCGCAGCAGCCUCGCGCUCCUGAAGCACCACGGCCCGCCCCGGCCCAGCCGCCCGGCGCCGCCGCUCUCGCGAGAUUCGCGCCCCCGCCCAACGGCCGCUGCCUGCCGCGCGCGGCAGCCGUUGCCCGCCCGUUGGGGCCCCGCCCCCUCCCCCCGCCCGCCGGCGGCCGCCGCAGCGGCCGUUCCUCCCCCUCGCCCGCCGCCCCGCCCGGCGCUGCCGCAUCCGGGUCCUGGCGCCGCUGUCACUAUGGUCAUGGCGGAGGCGACGGCAGUGCUGAGGCGGAACAGGCCGGGCACCAAGGCCCAGGAUUUUUACAAUUGGCCUGAUGAAUCCUUUGAAGAAAUGGAUAGCACACUAGCUGUUCAGCAGUAUAUCCAGCAAAAUAUAAGGGCAGACUGUUCCAACAUUGAUAAGAUCCUUGAACCUCCUGAAGGCCAGGAUGAAGGUGUAUGGAAGUAUGAACAUUUAAGACAAUUCUGUCUUGAGCUCAAUGGACUAGCUGUCAAGCUUCAGAGUGAAUGUCACCCAGACACAUGUACUCAGAUGACAGCAACUGAACAAUGGAUUUUUCUUUGUGCAGCUCAUAAAACUCCCAAAGAGUGUCCUGCUAUAGACUACACUAGACACACACUUGAUGGAGCUGCAUGUCUUCUGAAUAGCAAUAAAUAUUUCCCCAGCAGGGUAAGCAUAAAGGAAUCCUCUGUAGCCAAACUAGGAUCAGUGUGCCGAAGGAUUUACAGAAUAUUUUCACACGCUUAUUUUCAUCACCGACAGAUAUUUGAUGAAUAUGAAAAUGAAACCUUCUUGUGUCAUCGGUUCACGAAAUUUGUGAUGAAGUAUAAUUUGAUGUCCAAGGAUAACCUGAUUGUACCAAUUUUGGAAGAAGAAGUGCAAAAUUCAGUGGCAGGGGAGAGUGAGGCAUGAUGGGAAUGGUGGCACAGAAGCCUCUACUGAACACAUACAAAACAUUAAUUAUGUACUGUAUAUAUCAUUUUAGACACUUCAAUCACGUAUCCUCAUAGCUUUGUUUAGUAUACUUUUUUGUAUGCUGUGUGCAUUGCCUUUUAAUAUGGGAAAUACUUUAAGUUAUUCAUGAGCUGUAUAUUCAUCAAUGUGGCACUCAUGGUUUUUAAAUAAAAGUAGUAUCUGUUUAUAAUGCCUGUUAAUAAAAAAAUUUACAGUUCUCUAAAAUUGCUGCUAAACAAUCAUUGAAUCACAGUCCUGAAGAUGUGUCUGAUUGGGUGGGGAAAAAGAUUAAGAUUUCACAGCAAGCCAUUUCCUAAUGCAGUAGCUGUAUUAGCCUUAGUUCAGAAUUUAUCAGCAUAUAUAAUUCUGCAGGAAGCUCCUUGCAAUGUAGCUUAUUCCUAAUUUAGGUUUUAUUUUUUAAAAAAGAGUGCUUUUAUUUUGAAGACUUAUUUUUGGAUGUACAUAUUCCUGAAUAUGUAUAUCUAAACACUAACAGGAACUAUAGUAUUAGUAAUACCAAAAGAAUAACUUCACUAUGCUAUUGAACAUAUAUUCUUGAUAUGUCUGAUAUACUUUCUGGACUUUUUUUAUAACAGUAGAGGUUUGGGUCUUGUUACAGCAGAAUUCUGUUCUGCUGUCCACAACUUCUCUAAAGAGUAACUGUGGCAGAAAAGUCAAUGGCUUAUACCUGUGCAUAUGUAUGGCAAUUGCUUACAGAUUAUACCUCAAAUAAAUAUUCCUAUGACACUACAUAACACACUAGUGUAGUCUUUGCUUGUAUUCCUAGCAAAAGCAUUCCAAAUACUUGAAAAAUUGAACCUGACUCAUUGCAAUAGUUAAUCAUAUUUUCAACCUGUGUCACUUAGUUUUCAUCCAUUCACCUGAAUUACACUCAAGAUACAAAAAAAGAGUUGGAUUCACACUUCUGUUCCCCUUCAAAUGUUUAUUUCAAGUUGUGUUUGCAGAUUUGCAAUAACGGACAAUUUCCAUGAGUGCUGCUUAAUUAUAUUAUGUCUAAAAUUUUUAAAGAUGAAUAUAGCAGACAUACUGCUAAGUGUAUGUGAAUGCAGGGUCUAACAGCAUUAGCAGUGUUCUUAUGUUAAAUGAAUUUUGCUUAGCUGUUCAAAAAGUUUUAAAGUUAGCUGGUUCUCUCUCUUAGAGGUUGCCAGGGGCCCUCUUUUAUUUGUUUAAGCAGGUCAGAAUUGACUAACUAAGCUAGUUUCUGUAAAUUAUACUUUGUCUUAUGCUUACCUGGGAACAAGGGAGUCCACCUAUUUUUAAGAAGUCUUUUUUCAUAAUAUACUGAACAUGCCUUAAUUUUUUUUAAAAAAAAUCAAGCACACCUCAAGCAACUGUACCACCUGGAUGUAAAGGGAAUCUAAACAAUGAGAAAAUAGAGAGACUAGGCUUAUGAAGUAUUUAAACAGCUGUACUCUUCAGCAGCUCUUUUUGUUUCAUGUUUAUCAUUGUAUUUAAUUGUCAACAGGAUAAUUGCAUGAAAUGUUGUUCGAGUGAAAGUAGCUUUAGUUGUUGUCUAUACACUUAGUUAUAAUUUGCCUUGCAUAGACCAGGUUACUUGAUUUUGAUAUAUAUUUUGAAGUUUGUAUUGCAGGUAGGAGGGCUGUAUUUGUAGAGGUAGUAAAGUGUAUUUAGUUCUCUUACAGUCUACUGUAGGACCAUCCAUGGUGUGGUUCGUUUGUACAGUCACUCUGCACACUUAAAUUGGCCAUGGUGACUGAGACAGGCACAAAGGUGUAACUGGUGUUGCUAACUACAUUUACCCUAAGAAACUGAAGAAAAUGAUGUGGUGCUCAGGACUGCAUUAAAACUUUAAACCUCUUCUUCUCAUGCUUUAAGAGUUUCUCUUUAAAACAAAACUCUGGAACUUUUAAUCGUGUUUGUUCUUGUUCAGAUUUGCACUGUAAAGUUGACUUGCUAUAUACUGUCUAAGCUGAAUAUAUAAGGCCUAAGUGAAACACCGCUUGUAUUUUCCCUUGCUAUUGUUUACAUGAGUACUGUGUACACACGUGUGCCUGAAUGGUACCAUGAAACUUCAGUUAGCCUAAGCAAACCAUCAAUUUGUCUAGUAAAUACGUUAACAGAUUUAAUUUACACUCUACAUAAUAGGGAGACUGUCUUUGAAUGAUAUUGUAAGAAAGAAAAAAAUGAGGUUAAAAUUAAACUGUUUCUUUAUCCAUACCAGUA
Molecule: messenger RNA, 3507 nt
Organism: Dromaius novaehollandiae (emu)
Lineage: Eukaryota; Metazoa; Chordata; Aves; Casuariiformes; Dromaiidae
Gene: MOB4
Product: MOB family member 4, phocein
Exons: 8
Coding region: 58-1260 (400 amino acids)
Cellular component (GO): cytoplasm
Source: RefSeq, a predicted model, not a curated record